This is a messenger RNA of Melanotaenia boesemani (Boeseman's rainbowfish), 4692 nucleotides long. It is a transcript of the gene anln, whose product is annotated as anillin, actin binding protein. The coding region runs from base 147 to 3632 and encodes 1161 amino acids. The transcript has 24 exons. Gene Ontology annotation, cellular component: actomyosin contractile ring. Gene Ontology annotation, biological process: septin ring organization; actomyosin contractile ring assembly; mitotic cytokinesis. The record is from RefSeq and is a predicted model, not a curated record. Lineage: Eukaryota; Metazoa; Chordata; Actinopteri; Atheriniformes; Melanotaeniidae.
UGAACAGAGAACUGUUUGGUUCAGAGAAGACGAGCAGAGAAGAUAGGCGGAGGUACCCUGUUUCUGUACACGUACGCAGUGUGCAAGUUUUUAAAUACACAUUGUGUCAUUUUUUUAAUUUCUCGAGUGGGGAUAAAGUAUCCAAAAUGGACCCAUUUACUGAGAAACUGUUGGAGCGGACCCGGGCCCGCAGAGAAAAUCUACAGAAGAAAAUGGCAGAGAGACCGAAUGCAGCCAACAGGCAGAUGUCCAAAAGGCCCAGAGAACCUCUGACUGACACCAACAGUGCGAUCACAGAGUCUGUCAUCGAUAAGGUCCCACAGGUGUCCACCAAACCGUGCCCUUCGAAGCGUAGGUGCUCAGAGGAAAACAGCCAGCCUACAGCAGAUGAGGAGAACCAGGAGCCACUGAUCACAUGUCCUAUGGCUUCUGUGCUCUCCAACCCGCCCACGGACAAGAAACCCCCAGUAGGCCCGUCUACCAUUCGACCUUCUUCAUCCUUGGAGAAGAUUUCAACACGGCCCAUUGUCCAGCCAAAAACGACACAACCAGAACCAGAGAAGAUGGCCAUCAGCCCUGGUCCUGAUCCUCCCAGCAGCAGAGAUGCACAGAUAGCGCCCACUUGGUCUGCCUUGCAAGGGAACAAAGAGGACCUGGUGGUGGAUCCUUCUCCUUCUGCUGCUGGCAUGAAGUCUCGGCUGCUGAGGCUGGCAGAGCAGAGGAAGUAUUGGGAUGGAGAUGGAGCUUCUGAUGCAGCACCAGACUGCCCCCCUCUGUCCGUGAUGAGGCAAGCUGAUGUCCAGCCACCUGCCGCACCAUCCACCUCCUCAGAAACUCCGCUUGGGCGGAAAGGUCGCCUGGCAAACCUGGCUGCCACCAUUGGAUCCUGGGAAGACGACCUGAGCCAUGCCAACAUUCCCAAAGAGAAGCCUAAUGAGAAACCCUCUGUUCCCAGAUUUCCUCCCAAAGGAGCUGCCGUGGCGACCAGCGCUAAGCCGAGCGCUGCCGUCACCAGUUCAUUAGCAAACAGCAAAGCCACAACAAACGCUAACCAGGAGCAUGUGCAUUCUCCAGUAAAGUCCAGUCGAGUCAUUUUCCCCAGCCCGCAGAAGACUGAUGUUGCUGCAUCUAAGCCCACACUUCAGUCAGCACACUGUCCUCAGCAGCCCUCCAACCGGGGAGCAGCUUUCCAAUCCAGUCCUCAGAAGCCAGGUUUCUCCUCUUCAUCAUUAGUCCCUCCAAGCCCUCUGAAGAAUCAGGCCCUCUCCAAGGGUGUCAACCAUCUCUCCAGCCCCCAAAAACCAGAGCUUCGUGACAAGCCCACCAUUUCUAGCUCUUUGGCCCAUCAGGAAAAGUCUGCUGCUGGAACUCCUGGUGUAAAAUCUUUCCUGGAGCGCUUUGGAGAGAGAUGUCAAGAGCGCAACAACCACAACACUCCAGCCAGAGUUCCCACACAGACCAGCACGCCUACUGGACCGCCAUCCGUCACACCGAACACCAGACGGGUGCAGGAGAGACUUCAGGCUGCUCGCUCUGCCAACACGACCACCGCUGAGCUCGCCCAGAGGCAGAAGCUGGAGCGCGAGGCUGAACUGGCUAAGAUCCGCACUCGCUUCCAGAAGGGCAACAAUGUGUGGAAAAACAAGGAUGAAGAGGCUGAAACCAACACGGACAGCAAGGAACAGCAUGACAAGCCUGUGGAGAGGGAAGCUGCCUCUCAUGAGUUACAUGAUGAGCCCACAGCACCGUCUGAUGAGAAGGCUAACACCCCCACCAAGUGGACUCCUCCAGUAGUUACUGGGAUAAUGGCCUCACCUCCAGCCUCAACAUCCAGCCCUCUGAAGAUGGCUGGCCGUACUGUAGAGAAACUGACUGAUGAAACUCCAGAAGAAGAAGAAAAGGAGGUGGUCAAGGAGAUAGAGGUGAAUGUGGACCAGUCCAUCAACUCUGCAGUUAUCAACGAGCUGUUUGAUGGAGUCUUGGAACAGGAGGAUGAGGAUGAGGAGGAAGAUGCUUUGAAUAUCUCCUCCAUGUCCCUUCUCACCCCUCUGGCUGAGACGGUGGCUGCUGUGGUGAAGAGUCCAGAGAGGAGGCUGAUGACUUCAACUCCAGCCAGCUCCUUCCUUGUGAAAGAUAAUCCUUCGGAAAAUGUUUCCAAACCAAACAAGUUCCAGAGAACGAACAUGAUUCGGACCGGCUCCUCAGACAGUGUCGACACUUUGGAUGAGGACCACAAACUGCCUUAUAGCAUCGAUGCGUACAGGUCAACCAGGGUGAAGGAGACUGAGAGACCCAACGUGAAGCAGGUGAUCGUGAGAAAAGAGGACGUUUCUCAGAGGGCUGACGAACUCCGAGGAUCUAAUCUGUUCAGCAUCAAACAGAAGAUGAAGAUUCUGAGCAAUGAGGUGAACCUGCAGCAGACGGUCAUCCAUCAGGCCAGCCAGGCCCUCAACUGCUGCACCGACGAGGAGCACGGCAAAGGGUCCCAGGUGGAGGCCGAAGCAGAGAGGCUGCUGCUGGUGGCAACGGAGAAGAGGGCAGCUUUGAAGGCAGAGUUGGACCGUCUGAAAGCCGACCCAGCAGGACAGAAAAAAGCCUCUGCAGCUCCAGAACCGGCUGCCUCGUCUGCCUCCAAAGGUUCCAUCACCCUGCAGGAGUUACGGCUGCCUCUUAAAGCAGACUUUGUUUGUUCCACAGCCAAUAAACCAGAGUCGACUAAACAUUCCUUCUUCAUCAUGAUUCGUGCUGGAGCAGAGAACAUGGUGCCGACUCCUCUGGCCAGCACCCACCGUGGCCUCAGCGGAGACACCCUCACCUUCCCGACCAAGUUCACUCUGUCGGACGUCUCCAGUGACUUUAAAAUAGUGUUGGAUGUCUACUGUUUGGUUCAGAAACGUGAAAUCUGCAGUGAAAAGAAGAAGAAGCCCAACAAGUCAAAGGUGAUCUGGAAACAGGUUCAUGAGGCUCAUGAUUUUUGCAUGUCGGCCAUCACUCCGAAGAGAUUCCUCGCCAUCGCUAAAAGUGUCCAAACACCAGUGGUGGCGAGUCCAGGAGGUCCCAACGCUGUCCGCACCAGCAACUUUGUCCUGGUCGGAUCUCACACACUCGGUCUCUCCUCGAUUGGGAAAAACAAAUUUCCUCUGGAGAAGGUGCCGUUCCUGUGUCCUCUGGAAGGAAACAUCUACCUCAAACUGCAGUGUGAGGUGGGCUCAUCGGUGGAGGAGAGGGGCUUCUUGACGAUGUUUGAGGACGUGAGUGGGUUCGGAGCUUGGCACAGAAGAUGGUGUGUGCUGUCAGGAUACUGCAUCUCCUACUGGACCUACCCUGACGAUGAAAAGCGAAAGAGUCCGAUUGGUCGCCUCAACCUGGCGAGCUGCACCAGUAAGACGGUGGAACCGGCCAACCGGGAGUUUUGUGCCCGACCGCACACGUUUGAGCUGGUCACGGUGAGACCUCAGAGAGAGGACGACAGAGAGACGCUCGUCAGUCAGUGCAGGAACACCAUGUGUGUCACCAAAAACUGGCUGAGUGCCGACACCAAGGACGAGAGGAAUCUGUGGAUGAAGAAACUGAACCAGAUCCUGCUGGACCUGCGUAUGUGGCAGCCCGAGGCCUGCUACCGGUCUCUGUAGUCACACCUUUCUGGACUUUUCUCUGUGACACACAGUUACUUAGUGCAAUACAUUACGACUAAUGUCUAAGAUGUUUUAGCUGGAGAUGUUUGACCGGAGAGGAAUAAUGAAGCCCAGGUCAGAGGACGGGAAUAAAGCCAUACAUCAGAGACACUUCUGACCAGAGUCGGGGUUCAGCACUAAAUUUUAUACAUUUCCAGCUCAUGUUUUGGGAUUAUAUCAUUGAGAUGCCAAUUUUUUUAUCCAAAUAUUUAGUUGUUUUGAUAUACAAAGUGUGGCUUUAAUGCUGAAGUGAAUACAUAAAAUGUGUUUAAAUGAGGAUGACUACUUCACUGAAGCACAACAGUUUUAUUAGAUUUUAUCCUGCAUGGCUCAGAUCAGUAAUCAUUUUGCUAAGUUUGUAUUUUAUAUAUAUAUAUAUGUGCUUUUCUUUGUGGCAAGAGACGAUAACAUACACACACUUUUGAUGCCAUUUAUUAACAGACUUUGUCUUUGCAUUGUCUUGUUUUCUGUAAAUGUUUUAGUAUGGAGAGGUUUGGAAAAGUGGGGGGUCUGUUACACACUGAGGUCUUACCAAAACUAUCCGAUGUCGGUACAAACGAGUAAUAUAGUCUAACAUAAACUUUAUUUUCCUCUGACGUGAUAAUUACACUGCCAGGUUUCAGCCUCGUUUCAGGUUGGAGUGUGUAACAGACUUUACAGGAACCCUGCAGCUGUUGGUCGUGUAUUUUCUUUGUAAUUGGAUAAAAAAAGGCGCUUUUUUUUCACAAUGUUUACAAUGAAUACAAAUUGUAAAAAAACCUACAAAAUGGUCCUUUUUUCUUCCUGUUAAUCCUCUGAAGCAUCAACCACAAUGAUUAUAAGACAAAGGUACAGAAUUAAUUACACUCUUUGAUUCAUUUUAACUAUGAAAUAUUAAACAGUUAAUAACGACAUUACUGUCAAAUGAUUCUUUUUCUAACCAAGAUUACAGAGACUGAUGUAAAAUCUACUACAUUUAUGAUCUUGGUCCUUAAUGCAAAGUGAGUUUUCUGCACAUUAAUUUGCCAAAUGUGCUGUU